CAUCAUCCAUCUUCCUCAUCCAUGGCAUAAAGCCGCGCCCGCCGCUCUCGGCUCCGCCUCCGCGCACCCCGCUCCAAUGGCCGCCACGGCUGUGACCCUGCCCUCGUCGGGCGUCCCCUUCCCCGUCUCCAACACCGCCGCACGGCGCUGCCUGCUUCUCCCCUCCCCGCUUCCCCGCCGAGCUCUCCGCGUCGUCGUCUCCGCGGCCACCGAGGCGCCGCCCAAGCCGACGCCACCGCCGACCUCGCCCUCCGGCAUCGUGCUCGUUGACCCCUCCGAGGCCCAGAGAGUGCACCGGCUUAAGGCCGUCUACGAGCAGAAGGUCGUCCCGCUCAUCACCGAGGAGUUCGGCUACACCAAUGUCCACCAGGUGCCCAAGGUUGAGAAGAUUGUGGUGAACUGCGGUCUGGGCGCAGAGGCGGGGAACUCCAAGGGGCUGGAGGCCGCCAUGAAGGACCUCGCCAAUAUCACCGGCCAGUGGCCCGUCAAGACCAAGGCCAAGAAGUCCGUGGCCAGCUUCAAGAUCCGUGAGGGAAACACCAUCGGUAUCGCAGUCACCCUCCGCGGCAGGAUAAUGUACAACUUCCUGGAUAGGCUCAUCAACCUUGGGCUUCCUAGGACCAUGGACUUUCUCGGUGUCAACCCCAACAGCUUCGACGGGCACGGCAACUACAGUCUUGGCCUCCGUGAUCAGGGCGUGUUCCCUGAGAUCCCCUACGAGGUGGGUGGGAAGAAGAACGGCAUGGACGUGUGCAUCGUCACCACCGCCAAGACGGACAACGAGGCCUUCAGGCUGCUCGCUCUCCUCGGCAUGCCGUUCUCGGAAAAUAUCAAGCAGGACGUGGUGAUCCGGAAGAAGAGGUUGAAGCGCCACCACUUCUUGAGCAAGGGCAAGGGCAAGGGAGGAAGAAAGUGAGGAGAGGAACCCACGGUCUUGUUAAUUGUGAUCUUUUUGCAGGGUUUGGUUUAGAAAUCUGAUGUUGCUGUUGCUGUCUCUCAAUUCUGUAACUGUUGUACUUAAAAAAGGUCAGCAUUCGGAAUGCAAAAGCUUUGCCUUGGUCA
Molecule: messenger RNA, 1062 nt
Organism: Panicum hallii
Lineage: Eukaryota; Viridiplantae; Streptophyta; Magnoliopsida; Poales; Poaceae
Product: 50S ribosomal protein L5, chloroplastic
Exons: 3
Coding region: 77-916 (279 amino acids)
Biological process (GO): translation
Cellular component (GO): ribosome; cytosolic large ribosomal subunit
Molecular function (GO): structural constituent of ribosome; RNA binding
Source: RefSeq, a predicted model, not a curated record